AUGCCUCACCCUGAGCAACCGGACAUCUCGGCAUCAGUCCUGGUCCAAUGCCAGGCGCGUGGCCUGAAGAUUCUGUGGAACAAUGACAGGAACGACGGAUCUGAUUGGUAUACAAUCAUCCUCGAGAACGAUAAGAAACGAGAUGUGUUCGAAUGCACCGGUAGACUCAGCGAAGAUCUGAAUGCGAAGUUGGAGGAGUUUUUCAAGAGAGAUGAUGUGAAAAGUGGCGAGAGUAUAAUGUCCAAGAUUAAGGAUCUCUUCUGUUGA
Aspergillus welwitschiae is the source of this 267-nucleotide messenger RNA. RefSeq lists its product as uncharacterized. The transcript has 2 exons. The record is from RefSeq and is a predicted model, not a curated record. Bases 1 to 267 code for a protein of 88 amino acids. Lineage: Eukaryota; Fungi; Ascomycota; Eurotiomycetes; Eurotiales; Aspergillaceae.